AAUGGAUGAUUUCUCUUCUCCAGGAAUGCCUAACGGCUUUGGAUUUGCUCCAUCGGAUGCGAACUUUAUUGAGCCAGGUAAACGGCCUAUGAGCUCGAUGAGUCCAAUGGUUAUUUUUGAUCGUGAAAAUGGAAAUUUAAAAUUCGUCAUUGGAGCAUCAGGAGGGUCAAAAAUUAUCUCUGCUAUGGCGAAGCCAAUAAUUCGAGUUCUUUGUUUUAACGAAACAAUCAAAGAAGCAAUAGAUUCACCAGUUUUGCAUAAUCAAUUUACACCAGACGUGACUCAAUAUGAAGAAACAGUUCCAAAACAACUACUGCAAGAUUUGGAAUCAAAAUUCGGUCAAAAAUUCAAGCCAACAACUGGUUUCGAAGGAAUUGUUCAAGCAAUCUUGGUAGGAGAUGAUGGUUAUAUUUAUGCUAACGGGGAUUACCGAAGAAGAACUAACAUGCAUCCAGAAGGUUUUUGAGGGCUUUUCUGACAUAUUUUUGUUUCUGCCUUUCUACUUACGGUGGUUUAAUAUUUU
This is a messenger RNA of Meloidogyne enterolobii, 523 nucleotides long. The record is from the annotation of a GenBank genome assembly. Lineage: Eukaryota; Metazoa; Nematoda; Chromadorea; Rhabditida; Meloidogynidae.